GAAAGUUAUAUUUGGACUACAAGUUACCAUUAGCUAGCAUGUAGCUUUUUGUCAGUGUCCAUGGAUCUGGCUGAGACUUGUUGCAAUCAUUAGCAUCAUUAGCUCACAAAUACUGUCACCGCAUUGGAACUGUUUUUUGAAAUGGAUAUUUUAAGAGACGAUGAAGUGCAUGAGCUGAAAUACAAACCCGGGGGCCGCUUGGAUAUGAGCCACGGCUUCCUGCACCAUAUCCGGAGGAACCAGAUUGCUAGAGAUGACUAUGAUAAAGAGGUGAAGCAAGCCAAAGAGCUUCAGCGGCGGAGGCACACGACAACACCUAGAAGACCACGACGACCUGAUAUCCAAGUGUACCAUCCUCGGCGCAGACAUGGAUCAGAGCCAGGGGCUGGUGCUGAGGCCGAAGAGUGGAAUGAAAGUGGGUCAAGCACAGAGACGGAGACCCAUGGUACUGAGCUGUUCUGGCUCGACUAUCAGGCGGACUCCGGUACCAUUACCUCCAUCCUUGUGCACAAGGAGGAUAAGCCUGAGAAGGUGGUGGAGCGUGUCGCAGAGAAGAACAUCCUGGAUUCAGCCAUGAGGGCAGUUCUAGAGGCUCGAAUUCGAAAGGAAAUGGACAAAAGACGAGACAAACGCUGACUGAUGAUCUCAGACAGUAGAUUACGAUGACAGAGGAGCUACAGAUAAAGAGGAGCAAUACUUCAUUUGCAGUUCUAAACUCCUACACGGCAUUAACGCUGUCGACAGUGUUGGAGGCAUAAUGAGAACUCUGAGAUCAUGUAGAGUGACUCUCAGCAGAGAUCCAACUCGAUGACCCACAAUCAAGCCGUCUUCUGUUUUUGAAGGAGAGGGAACAGCACUUAUAGACAGUGUGGUUGGGAGUUGACUGCCAGGUUCAUGUUUACUACAUUCUACUCACCUUGGACUGUUACCUCAUACCCUCAUACAUAACUGUAGGGACACCUUCAAGUUGACUGGACCUAUAAAAUCAUGUUGUUGCUUUCUAAGAGUUAAAUUCAGAAAGGAGUAGGUACUCUUUGACAGAGAGCACUGUAACCCUCCUCCAUCAAACAUGUCCUGUGUUUCAUGUGUUUACAAAGAUCUAGUUUUUAUAAACAAGAUUUAUUAUUUUUUGGUAAAAUGCUGUGAACGGUAAAUCAGUCUAUCAGCGAUCUUGUGUUUAGAAAUGUGAGAAUUUCAUUUUGUUUUUUUACAGUUGGAGAGUUUCGUGGAUGUAGCCAUGAUAAUGUGUUUGUGUUGCAACUGUAUUUCAUUGUUUUCAGUAUUCUAAUUUAUUUUGGAUUGUUGAAAUACUUUUAUUUUUGAUACUGUAAUAUUUUUUGAGGACACAACUCUUUACACAUAAAAUGACCUAUAUAUAUAAAAGCCAUUUAUUACCG
Epinephelus moara (kelp grouper) is the source of this 1397-nucleotide messenger RNA. It is a transcript of the gene c8h2orf68, whose product is annotated as chromosome 8 C2orf68 homolog. The coding region runs from base 142 to 636 and encodes 164 amino acids. The transcript has 4 exons. Lineage: Eukaryota; Metazoa; Chordata; Actinopteri; Perciformes; Serranidae. The record is from RefSeq and is a predicted model, not a curated record.